AUGUCGCCUCAGGAACCAAUAGACGUUCCCUCAUUUGCGACGACUCAGCUUGCGCUUCUGGAUCAAGAGCUGCAGAGCGAAAUCCAGGAAACGAGCUCUCUCAUCUCCAACCACAGCCCUACGGGUCUGCAGCGCGCUGGUCUGGCCAUCACGAAUCUUACCAUCGCUUCGCAGAGGACAGGGUUGGGAGGCAAGACGGUGCUGGAACUGAGUCCUGAUAGUGCAACCUCAAGCACGGGAGAGCUGCCCGAACAUGGCAUCCGGACGGGAGACAUCGUCCUGGUUGCGGAACAGCCGGCGGGAAGCGCAAAGAAGAGAGAAGUCAAGGAGCUCGAGAGAAAGGGCGCCAGGGGUGUGGUGACGAAGGUGCAGAGGGCAGCUGUGAAUGUUGCACUGGAUGAAGGUAAAGACGAAGUCGUGUUUGCGGGGAGAGUCUGGAUGGUGAAGUUGGCAGAUGAGGUUACAUAUCGACGCAUGAACCAGACAAUGGAAAAGCUACAGAAGAUGGGGGAGGCAGAGUACUCGAGUUUUAUAAGAGUGCUGUUUGGGCUGUCAAGCCCUUCUCCAGUGCCGCGGGACCUGACGACGAGUGACGAGGUUGGAAAUAUUGAGUGGAUAGACCCAACAUUGAACGAUUCACAAAAGGAUGCCAUUCGGUUUGCUUUGGCAUCUCGAGAGGUGGCUCUCAUUCACGGCCCUCCUGGGACAGGCAAGACUCAUACGCUGAUAGAGCUGAUUCUGCAAAUGAUUAAGCGUGAACAGAGAAUACUAGUCUGUGGCCCAUCCAACAUUUCUGUUGACAACAUUGUGGAACGACUUUCUCCACACAAAAUACCCAUCCUUCGUCUGGGCCAUCCUGCCCGGCUCCUGCCCUCCGUUCUCAACCAUUCUCUAGACGUUCUCACGCAGACCUCUGAGGCUGGGGCGAUAGUCAAGGAUGUCCGUGUUGAGAUGGAUGCAAAACAGGCAUCGAUCAAGAAGACUAAGAGUGGCAAGGAGCGAAAAGCCAUAUACACUGAUUUAAAGGAGCUACGCAAAGAAUAUAGGGAGAGGGAGAGGAGAUGCGUUAGCAAUCUCGUUGGUGGCAGCAAGGUUGUCCUCGCAACACUUCACGGGGCGGGAGGUUUUCAGCUGAGGAAUGAGCAAUUUGACGUGGUCAUCAUUGACGAGGCGAGCCAGGCCCUGGAGGCACAAUGUUGGGUUCCGCUGCUGUCGGCGAAGAAGGCUGUCUGUGCUGGUGACCACUUGCAGCUGCCGCCAACAAUCAAGUCUCUCAAUUCAAAGGUUAAAGCAAAGACUAAAGGGGGAGAUGAUAAUGCGUCGCCUGUCAUCAGGGGCAUGACUCUCGAGACAACUCUCUUUGACCGGCUUUUGGCCCUGCAUGGACCGUCCAUUAAACGCAUGCUUACGACGCAAUAUAGAAUGCAUGAGAAGAUUAUGCGUUUCCCAUCAGACGAGCUGUACGACUCGGAGCUUAUAGCGGCCGAUGCGGUAAAAGCACGACUGCUAAAAGAUUUGGAGUAUGACGUUGAGAACAGCGAAGACACAUCUGAGCCAGUCAUCUUCAUCGAUACCCAGGGGGGCGAUUUCCCAGAGCGCAACGAAGAUGACGAUAAAGAGAACCCAAGAAAGGGUAGCCUGCACGGGGAGAGCAAGAGUAACGAGAUGGAAGCAGCGCUGGUUCGCCUGCAUGUAAAGCAGCUGGUCGAGGCCGGCGUCCGACCCGAGGAUAUCGCCGUCGUCACCCCGUACAAUGCACAGCUUGCUGCGCUUGCCUCGUUGAAGGAGAAGUUUCCGGGCAUUGAACUCGGGAGUGUGGAUGGCUUUCAGGGGCGCGAGAAGGAGGCUGUGAUUGUGAGCCUUGUGCGCAGCAACCCUGAUGGCGAGGUGGGCUUCUUGGGAGAGAAGCGACGACUUAACGUCGCCAUGACCCGUCCUAAGCGGUCAUUAACCGUCAUUGGAGACUCCGAGACGGUGAAGAGGGGGAGCAAGUUUUUGAAAAAGUGGAUGGAGUUUUUGGAGGAGAAUGCUGAUCUGAGGUAUCCUGAUAUUGCAGAGGUUAACCGAGAGUGA
Messenger RNA from Trichoderma aggressivum f. europaeum, 2073 nucleotides. RefSeq lists its product as uncharacterized. The coding region runs from base 1 to 2073 and encodes 690 amino acids. Lineage: Eukaryota; Fungi; Ascomycota; Sordariomycetes; Hypocreales; Hypocreaceae. The transcript has 6 exons. Gene Ontology annotation, molecular function: ATP hydrolysis activity; RNA binding; 5'-3' DNA helicase activity. The record is from RefSeq and is a predicted model, not a curated record.